GCAUUCUUCCUGGUCUGCUCACAGCCCUGGGCCCCCAGUGAAGAGACUUGCUGGCAGGGCUGCCGACUUGCUGCCGGUAGAUCAGUGCUGUAAGGCAAAGUUAUUCCUAAAUGAGCUGAGCCUGGCAGGAAGAAAGCAUUUGCACCCCACACUACUGUGCAGGUGUGGUGAGCUCACAGCUGCCCCCCAGGCAUGCCCAGCCCACUUAAUCAUUCACAUCUCGACAGCUUUCCAGCCCAGCCCAGUUCUGGAGGGGAUAAAAGAGGUUUGCAGUUCACGGUAACAGCCACCUCUGCCUCCUCCUGAGCUCUGUUCUCACCAGCACUUUUCAACUUCUUCAGUGUCCAGUGCUCUUCUUGCUCUACCAGGAACAAGCCAUCAUGUCUCGUCAAUCCAGUGUGUCCUUCAGGAGUGGGGGCAGCCGGAGCUUCAGUGCUGCCUCGGCCAUCACCCCAUCCGUCUCCCGCACAAGUUUCAGCUCUGUGUCCCGGUCUGGGGGUGGUGGUGGUGGCUUUGGCAGGGUCAGCCUUGGUGGGGCUUGUGGAGCUGGUGGCUUUGGCAGCCGGAGCCUCUACAACCUGGGAGGCUCCAAGAGGAUCUCCAUCAGCGCUAGUGGCGGCAGCUUCAGGAACCGAUUUGGUGCAGGUGCUGGAGGCAGCUAUGGCUUUGGUGGUGGAGCCGGGAGUGGAUUUGGUUUCGGCGGUGGAGCUGGUGGUGGCUUUGGGCUUGGUGGUGGAGCUGGCUUUGGAGGGGGCUUUGGUGGCCCUGGCUUCCCCGUCUGCCCUCCUGGAGGCAUCCAAGAGGUCACUGUCAACCAGAGCCUCCUGACUCCCCUCAACCUGCAAAUUGACCCCACCAUCCAACGGGUGAAGACUGAGGAGAGGGAGCAGAUCAAGACCCUCAAUAACAAGUUUGCCUCCUUCAUCGACAAGGUACGCUUUCUGGAGCAGCAGAACAAGGUCCUGGACACCAAGUGGACUCUGCUCCAGGAGCAGGGCAACAAGACUGUACGACAGAACCUGGAGCCCCUCUUUGAGCAGUACAUCAACAACCUCAGGAAGCAGCUGGAUAGUAUUCUUGGGGAGAGAGGCCGCCUGGACUCUGAGCUGAGGAACAUGCAGGACCUGGUGGAGGACUUCAAGAACAAGUAUGAAGAUGAAAUCAACAAGCGUACUACUGCUGAGAAUGAGUUUGUGAUGCUGAAGAAGGAUGUGGAUGCUGCCUACAUGAACAAGGUGGAACUAGAGGCCAGAGUCGAUGCAAUGAUGGAUGAGAUCAACUUCCUCAAGCUCUUCUUUGAGGCGGAGCUGGCCCAGAUGCACAGUCAUGUCUCGGACACGUCUGUGGUGCUGUCCAUGGACAACAACCGCAACCUGGACCUGGACAGCAUCAUCUCUGAGGUCAAGGCCCAGUAUGAGGACAUUGCCAACCGCAGCCGGAUGGAAGCUGAAUCCUGGUACCAGACCAAGUAUGAGGAGCUGCAGCAGACAGCUGGUCGGCAUGGUGAUGACCUCCGCAACACCAAGCACGAAAUCUCUGAGAUGAACCGCAUGAUCCAGAGGCUCAGAGCUGAGAUCGACAAUGUCAAGAAGCAGUGUGCCAAUCUGCAGAGUGCCAUUGCUGAUGCUGAGCAGCGUGGGGAGCUGGCUCUCAAAGAUGCCAGGAACAAGCUGGCUGAGCUGGAGGAUGCCCUGCAGAAGGCCAAGCAGGACAUGGCCCGGUUGCUGCGUGAGUACCAGGAGCUGAUGAACACCAAGCUGGCCCUGGAUGUGGAGAUUGCCACCUACAGAAAGCUGCUGGAGGGCGAGGAGUGCAGACUGAGUGGAGAAGGAGUUGGACCAGUUAAUAUCUCUGUCGUCACGAACAGUGUCUCCUCUUCCUACGGCGGUGGCAGUGGCUUUGGCGGUGGCCUCGGUGGUGGCCUCGGUGGUGGCCUCGGUGGUGGCCUCGGUGGAGGUCUUGGCGGUGGACUUGGUGGAGGUGGCAGUGGGAGCUACUACACCAGCAGUGGUGGGGGUGUCGGCCUGGGCGGAGGCCUCAGUGUCGGGGGCUCUGGCUUCAGUGGAGGCAGUGGCCGAAGCCUGGGGAUGGGCUUCAGCAGUGGUGGUGGUGGUGGCAGCAGCUCCAGCGUCAAAUUUGUCUCCACUACUUCUUCUAGCCGGAAGAGCUUCAAGAGUUAAGAGCCCUUAUCCAAGUCACUGCUUCCAAGUGCAGCAUCCCAGCCCACAACGACUGCCUGUUCUAGGGAGUUGCCCAAGCCAAAGUUUUCUCUUUUCUGGAGUGUAGUCUAGACCAAUCUUACUGCAGAACCACAUUCUUUAGUCCACUAGAGUGCCCAAUCCCCAAACUCUAGUCUUCCACGUCACAAUUUUAUGUUCUGCUUCAAAUCAGUCUUUAGGUCCCUACAGCAUCGUCCUUGAUAGAAAAGAAUAGAAAGUUUUCCAGCGUCUAAACCAUCACAACAGAAUCCCCACCCCAACCCCCUAGUUAAUUCUAACUACAUCCAGGGUGUGUUCAAAUAAAAUGCUUUUAUAAUAUAA
Orycteropus afer afer is the source of this 2540-nucleotide messenger RNA. RefSeq names its product keratin 5 (gene KRT5). Gene Ontology annotation, biological process: keratinization; intermediate filament organization. Gene Ontology annotation, cellular component: keratin filament. Gene Ontology annotation, molecular function: structural constituent of skin epidermis. The record is from RefSeq and is a predicted model, not a curated record. Lineage: Eukaryota; Metazoa; Chordata; Mammalia; Tubulidentata; Orycteropodidae.